CGACUGGAGCCCUGGGGCCGAGCUGACCUCUGUCCCGUUUGCGCACAGGGGAGAUCUGGGGGGCAGCGCCUCGGAGUCAGGCAGGGGAGGGGCCGGGCUGUCCUGGUCACAGGGUCGGCUGCAUUCCUUAGACCAGGUGCUGCCGGUCUCAUCCCUCAGCGCGCUGCAGGGCAGGGCGAACCUUGCGCGCGCGCCGGUGCGCAGAUCACGUGGCCCAGCGGUCGCGAUCGCGCAGAACCCGCGACCCCCUUCGGCGGGCGUUGGGCGUCACCCGUCGUGCUUCUAGGUGGAGGGCGAUGCUUGCGGCGAUGCGCUCCCGCGGGGGCCCGAAGCCAGCCGUCUGGGCCCGGCUGGCGACCCGCGGCUAUUCCCAGGGCGCGACCUUCGAGAUCAAGCCUUGCGACCUGUACCGGCUGGAGCGGGGCCCGCCGACCACUGCAGAGCUGAGCCGCGAGGACGCGCUGCGCUACUACCGCAGCAUGCAGACGGUACGCCGCAUGGAGCUGCGAGCCGACCAGAUGUACAAGCAGAAGUUCAUCCGCGGGUUCUGCCACCUAUGCGACGGGCAAGAGGCGUGCUGCGUGGGGCUGGAGGAGGGCAUCGCGCCCUCGGACAGUGUCAUUACGUCAUACCGCGCGCACGGCGUGGGCUUCGCGCGCGGCCUCUCGGUGCGCGCCAUCCUGGCUGAGCUCACCGGGCGGCGCGGCGGCUGCGCGCAAGGCAAGGGCGGCUCCAUGCACAUGUACGCGCGCAACUUCUACGGCGGCAACGGCAUCGUGGGCGCGCAGGUGCCGUUGGGCGCGGGGAUCGCCCUGGCCUGCAAGUACCUGGGCACCGGCGGGGUCUGCCUGACCGUGUACGGCGACGGCGCCGCCAACCAGGGCCAGAUCGCCGAGGCCUACAACAUGGCAGCGCUGUGGAAGCUGCCGUGCGUCUUCGUGUGCGAGAACAACCGCUACGGCAUGGGCACCGCGGCCGAGCGCGCGGCGGCCACCACCGAGUACUACAAGCGGGCGCACUUCCUUCCCGGGCUGCGCGUGGACGGCAUGGACGUGCUGUGCGUGCGCGAGGCCACCCGCUUUGCGACCGAGCACUGCCGCUCGGGCCAGGGCCCGCUGGUCAUGGAGCUGCUUACCUACCGCUACCACGGGCACAGCAUGAGUGACCCCGGCGUCAGUUACCGCUCCCGCGAGGAGGUGCAGGCCAUCAGGAGCAAGAGUGACCCCAUCAUGCUUCUGCAGGAGAGGAUGGUGAAUAGCAACCUCAGCAGCGUGGAGGAGCUGAAGGAGAUCAACGCCCAGGUGAAGAAGGAGGUGGAGGAGGCCGCCCAGUUCGCCACCUCAGACGCCGAGCCCUCCCUGGACUUGCUGGGCCACCACAUCUACAGUGACAGCCCGCCCUUUGAGGUUCGCGGCGCAAACCAGUGGAUCAAGUUUAAAUCCAUCAGUUAAGGAAGACGAUAUGCAGAUGUAUUAGAAAUCUUCAGUCAGAUCUACGGUCAGCUUUACGUUUAGGGAGAGUAUAAAACCCUUGUAAAGUUGCAAUGGAAGAGAGUAGUAGAUUAUUAAAAGUUAUUAAAAGAUGUACACGCAAUGUAAAGGGUUGUUCAAUUACAUAUUGUAUUAAAACGCUAUAUUAAUCA
This is a messenger RNA of Heterocephalus glaber (naked mole-rat), 1642 nucleotides long. RefSeq names its product pyruvate dehydrogenase E1 subunit alpha 2 (gene Pdha2). Gene Ontology annotation, cellular component: intracellular membrane-bounded organelle. Gene Ontology annotation, molecular function: pyruvate dehydrogenase (acetyl-transferring) activity. The record is from RefSeq and is a predicted model, not a curated record. NCBI's taxonomy places the organism in Eukaryota, Metazoa, Chordata, Mammalia, Rodentia, Bathyergidae. Gene Ontology annotation, biological process: pyruvate decarboxylation to acetyl-CoA.